AUGUCCAUUACAAGCUCUGUCCUUUUUCCAACCGCCACUGCAGACUACGAUGGGGUUGCUUCGGGUGAUGUACUCUUCACGAUUCCUUCCGAAGGAACGCCACUUUCACGGCUACCCGGUGUCAGCGCAACAGGUAGCACUUGUGAGCCAACGGCCACUAUGGAUGUACAGAAACGGGGUGCUGGGUUCGAUUGGGCAGGACCAGUGCCGGAUGCCAACGCAUUGUGGCCAGCUGUAGAGCCAGGCGGCGAGCUACGGAUGUUACGAACAGUCCUAGAAACGCAAUUACCCCCGUUCGCGCUUGCCGGGAGAACGGCAAUCCAAUCAAUAAUAGACUUGAGGCAGCAGAUCGCGAGCGUGGCACUGGAUAGUGCAGGGAUUGGUGCAGUGGCAGCGAUACUAUUCUUCAUUGCCUUCAACUAUCGCUAUUGCAUGAACGCGGCCGCCAACAUAUUCAUUAUGCCUCUCGAAGCUCUGGUAGGUCCGGGUACGACGCCGGAACAAGCAUCUCAGACAAGCGACAGCUGUCCAGAUGAGACACCGCAGCCAGUUUGUAGCAACUGUGGUGAUACCUCCUUUCUGCACCAGAUAUUAGCCAGCUGGAAAGGUAUACCAACACUCGCAACAAUCACACGCUACGACUGCAAAGGCUCAUCGUACCGUGGGCCACUUAUCAAAGAUGAAUGCGUCUCAGCCAUCGCCAAAUUUGACGACGCGUCCGUCUACAAUGGGUACAACUCUCAGUGGAAUCGCUGCUGCGGGCAUCUCAAAGGGUGCAUGGUGAUGCACAAAUGCAACAAUGCGACCGCUCGUCCAGCUGAAGGCGAAACUGGUGCAGUGGUAAAGGAUAUGUUCGCCCAGCUGUGGGCGGGUCGUUGCGGGAAGUGCGGUAGUAUGAACUGGAGGGACAAGGGCGUGAACUCGAAGUUGAUGAUGAUCCCAGUUGAGCUGCCAGGGUUUCCCAACAAGUACUCCGUGGCCUUAGGCCUUCAGGCAUGGCGGGUUGGCAUCAGAAUCUUACAAUUAGGCUCCGGUGGGGGAGAAGAUCUGAGUGGUACAAACUCGAAGAUGAGACGGUAG
Letharia columbiana is the source of this 1080-nucleotide messenger RNA. RefSeq lists its product as uncharacterized. The transcript is spliced from 5 exons. The record is from RefSeq and is a predicted model, not a curated record. Bases 1 to 1080 code for a protein of 359 amino acids. Lineage: Eukaryota; Fungi; Ascomycota; Lecanoromycetes; Lecanorales; Parmeliaceae.